Messenger RNA from Rhododendron vialii, 1674 nucleotides. RefSeq names its product F-box/kelch-repeat protein At4g19865-like. Lineage: Eukaryota; Viridiplantae; Streptophyta; Magnoliopsida; Ericales; Ericaceae. The record is from RefSeq and is a predicted model, not a curated record. The coding region runs from base 44 to 1264 and encodes 406 amino acids. The transcript has 2 exons. Gene Ontology annotation, molecular function: protein binding.
CCGACGAUCGAUUACCCUGGAUUUCGGAACCCUAGAAGGAGCGAUGCCGAAGCGGAAGACGAAGACGAAUAGGACGAAGGAAGCAGGCGGCGGCGACGGAGGAGAUCAGAUGGGAAGCUCAGUCCGAUUGAGGAAGAAAAGUUCGAGGUCGAGGCCGUCGCUGAAGAUGGAGAAGGAGAUAUGUCCGUGCCUUCUCGCUUGGGGUGCUGGGGAUGGGCCGCUGGUGUGCUGCUUCAACUUGGACGAGAAGGGGAAAAGGAAGACAAACUUUUGCCAAAGUUGCUGCGUCGAGCUCUUCGGAGGACAAGUAGAAGACAAGGGGAAGGAGAAGGAGAAGCCAGGGAUGCGAGUGAUCACUCCGGCGAAGUCGAGAUUUACUCCGAAUUUCAGCACAUCCGUCGUCAUCGGCACGGUUGUCUACGUCCUUGGCGGUGCCUUUGUAGACCCUGGGAACAAAAAACGAUGGUUGUUUUCUCCAAAGGUAUUAUGUUUCAACAUUAAUCGUUCCGAGUGGGGCUGGAUUGAGGCCUCCGAAAUGCUCAGCCCCAGAUUUAAGCCCAAAGCCGUAGCUGUUGAAGGCAAGAUCUAUGUUUUCGGGGGAAACAACACCUUUGGGAAGAUGAAGAAGAAAGCAGAAGCUACACCGGGAGGCCCGUGGGCUGAGGUUUUCGACCCCGUCAUAAACAAAUGGGAGCCUCUACCUCCACCCCCUGAGAGUACUGGCAUUGUCACCAGCGAUUUAUGGCUUUCCCCCGUCGUCGUCGCCUGUGGCGGUCCAUUGGAAGGAAAGGCGAUCUUGUUGAGUCGGUGCAAUUAUAUGUACCGUGUGAAUUGCAAAACUUGGGAGGCCUUCCGCCUUCCGUCUUCCCUCCCACUCAGUUCCAAUUUAACCAGUGAUGGCAACAGCACCCUGUACUGGACAAGUUACUUUACUUUCUACACCUUUAAUUUGAUGACCAAGGAGUGUGAUUCCGGUGACAUUGAGGGUUAUGAUGUUAAAAAGUACCGAUCUGAUAGAGAUACCCCCGAACCAACUCUCCUUCAUCUGGGCGGAGAGCACUUCUGUUUUCUAAUCCUCGAAGAGGGUCUCCCCGGAGGUCGCACCAAAGUUCGCUGCGCCAAGUUUAGGGUUUCGCACCAAGGUGGCUUUCAGGCUUCCCUUGUAUGUCGCGAAUCUUACAUCGUUGAUCUGCCACUUGACCUAGAUCUUAUCCAUGGCUUCGUCCUGUAUUUGGAGGAUUGGGUGCAAGAAGUGCGAAAUUAAAAUAUUAUACGGUGAUUGAGGCCGGUCCAUUUGAAAGUCAAUACCAAGUCAAGAAUUUUGCUAUGAACUUAAUUAGUCCAUGGGCAUGACUACAUAGGAUAAUAAUGGCAAUUGGAUCAAUUGGGAAUUAGGUCAGUCAGUAGAAGCGUGGCCCACGGCUGGGAAUUAGAAUUAAAAAAAGGGGGCUUUUGGCUUACUCUCUCUCUCUCUCUCUCUAUAUAUAUACACACACAUGCCCACAGACGAAACAGAGAAGAACGGGGGGCUGUCGAGCUUUUGGUUCUGAAUAUUUUCUACCAGCUUUGGACUUUCAGAGUCGUUUUUCCUUUUAAAUUUUGUUCAAUUACUCGCAUUCCGGUAAUUUAUUUUAAUUUCUGCUCUUCAUUAAAGUUAUUCGUUUGUGUUUGUUU